UUGCUAUGGUUGCUGGAAAGUGAAAAUAUCUUCAAGCGACAGUUGAAGUCGUCCAUGGACUGGUUGGUACUGAUUAGACAGCCAGCUAGAUAGUGCCAACAAGAUCAGAGAGAAUUUGUUAGAUCGAGAGACCGACUUGUCUUCACACAAAAUCAACUUUUAAAAAGGACAGCCAGUAUAAUGUUUUAUUCAAAUUCAUGGACUAAGUGCUUGAUAUGCCUUAUCUUUAUAACAGGUGGAAAUGCCGAGUGUCCCAAACCUCAAGUAGAGGGAAAUGUUGUUCUAACGAAUGAUGCGCUAUUAAUGAACGAUUUUCCGGAGGGGAAGGAAGCCACUUUUGAGUGUGCCAACGGCUACUUGAAAGAGCAAGGAUCUGAAAGAAUCACCUGCACGAGUGGAAAGUGGAGCACGCUCAAAUUAACCUGCAAAAAGAAGGACUGUGGUGCCCCCAGGAAGAUACCACAUUUGACAUAUGAGUUUGAGGAAGGCACGCUUUUUGGUGCAGCAGCAAGAGCAAUCUGUGAUAAAGGUUAUCAACUUAUGGGCUCAAGUUACAGGCAGUGUUAUGCCAUAGGUUGGAGUGGAAGACCAAGAUGUAAAGUGGUAACUUGUGAUAAACCUCCUGAGAUAAUGAAUGGCACGAUCACAGAGAAGCCUGGCGAAGAGUUACCAGAGUAUGGUGGUGUCAUACAGUACUCCUGUAAUGAAGGUUACACCCUCAUUGGAAACAAAUCAAUUGAGUGCAAUGAAGAUGGUGAAUACAACUCAUUACCUCCUGAAUGUAAAGAUGUCAAUGACAUUCCUUUGAAACCAACAGCAACUAUUUCAAUAACAACAACAACAACUGUUCCACCCACAAUACGAGAUGUCAAUGACAUUCCUUUGAAACCAACAGCAACUAUUUCAAUAACAACAACAACAACAACAACUGUUCCACCCACAAUACGAGUUUCAGGGAGGAAUAAUGGCGUUGGGGAACAUGACACCAAUGCAGCUACUGGGAAUGCAGCAGUUGUGAUAAGUGUGAUCAGCACUGUCAUAGUUGCACUUAUCAUUGUGCUGUUCAAACUGUAUCAUUGUUAUAAGAGGAAAGGCUCGUACCAGAUGGGAGAAGACCCAAGUCGAACAGAGGAAUCAUUACAAUUUAAAAAUAACUAAGUUGAAUGCCUACCCAAGGUACCUAAAGUUCAUACAUAUCAUUAUAUUAAAGCCAUUAUUAAAAAAUAUGUUCACCAUCUUUUAACCAAAGUCUCACUCAUACGACUAUACGGUUUGUGUUUGUCUUUGAGCUUGAGUAAUCUAAAUAGUGACACUAUUGUUAAAACUGCUCCGCUAAGUCAAUGCUUCGUCUAAAAUGUCUAAUUUCUUUCCAGGGCUAGGACUGCACCUAUCUGCUAGUCUGCAUCUGUAGCCUUGAAAAGAAGUGCCAGCGGAUUGUUCCUCUGACCAUUCCCUGGUUGGACAAAGCCAUUUCAUUUACAGUGCCCUUAUGUAUGUGGCAUUACUGAAUGAAAGUUAUAAUUACACUUUUUAUUAAGUUGUUUUUGAAAGUCAGUUCAGCGGAAAUGUUUUAACCCAAUGUUCGAAAACCGGUAUAUAUUUUUUUCUAUUGAUAUACAAAACUGAAAUAUACGUAAUUGUCUUUUCAACUACCAUAUUUGACUACAGGUUGCUAGCUUUCUCUGUUGUGUGGGCAGAAAACCCUGUAAUAAAAUGAGUGCACUAAACAAAAUGUAUGAUUGAGGAAAUCCCCAGGCUGAUAAUCACUGACAAUUUCUAAAUGUGUGCUUACUGAUCGUGGCUCACAGGAAAAUAACAGUAAGAGACAGUUUCCUGGACCCAGGUUAAGGCUACAGCACUGUAUUCCUUUUCAAGUAGGCUUAAUCUGGGUCCAGGAAACCAGCUCUUCAUGUUCAUUUCCUGCAGCCCCAAAUGUCACAAAAUAAUGUCAAUCUUAUUAGAGGUUUUGUACUUUGAUUUUAUAGUGUGUAUUGUGUGAUUUAAGAGAUCAAUUUUUUUUAUGAUAACUGCCUUUUCUCCUUCUUUGAGACACAUUUGUGUAAAUAUGAAAGUAUGUACAUUGUCUAAUAAUCAUGGUUGGGUAGGUUCAUUUGUAAAUGUAAUCUGCUACAGUUACUAUACUAUAUCCCAGAAAUGUUCCAUAUGCACAAAAAGCUUAUUUCUCUCAAAUGUUGUGCAUAAAUUAGUUUACAUCUAGGGUUGACAACUUUUUCACUACCAAAUAAGGGACAAAAGGUUGCGUUCCAGUGCACAGUGCCACGCCGGUAUGGGUAUGGUGUCGUGUGAAUGAAUAUACAGUGUAUAUUCAUAUUCUUAUUAAAUUGUAAAGGCAAACAUUUCUAUAUUCCAUUUAGCCUAUAGCUUUACUAAAAUGGUAUCAUUAUGUAAACUUAUGUGAAUAAACCUCAAAAUAAA
This is a messenger RNA of Salvelinus fontinalis (brook trout), 2436 nucleotides long. RefSeq names its product complement decay-accelerating factor-like. The transcript has 11 exons. The record is from RefSeq and is a predicted model, not a curated record. The coding region runs from base 181 to 1158 and encodes 325 amino acids. Lineage: Eukaryota; Metazoa; Chordata; Actinopteri; Salmoniformes; Salmonidae.